AUGAAGGCCCCAUCGCCCCAGCGCCUGCGCAUUUUGCGCUCGCUUGCAUAUUCUGAGCCUACAUCACGACCCAUUGUCUCACGCAGAUGCUACGCCUCCCUUCCCGAGCGGCCGCCUCCACCAUCAGCUCCCCGGCCUCCACCCAGUGCUGCACCUCUAUCUUCAAGGAGCCACGCCGAUGCGCAACCUGGUUUUCGCAAGCGCAACAAAAGCGACGACGAUGAGGAAUUCGAACCGCAGCCCCUCAGCCGUCCCAUUGGCAUGCCAAAUCCGCCGCAACCCGGGGAGAACAUGGGCCUGGACGAGCGGUCCCUUAGCCAACGCAGAAACGACUUCGUCAACUAUGACAAACAUCUCGAGCGAAGGUCGAAGAUGACCAAGCAAAUCUCCAAACCCUACUUCCGCGACUGGAGCAAUCUACGUUUCCACAAGGGCAAGAUGUUCAGGAGCAACGAGCGACUGUUUCGAGGCGAUGUGAGUUUAUGGUUUCCGAACUUCUACGGGAAGACGUUGAGGAAGGAUGGCCAGCCUAGAGAGCUCUGGCGAGGCGAUGGCCACAAGGGAUUGGGACGGGAUACUUGUGAAGCGAUGCAGGGUAAGGUAUCAGUCGUGAGCAUUGUGUCGAGUAUGUGGGCGAAGCAGCAGGUCGAUACAUUUUGUUCGGAAGAACAGAACCCGGACCUCCAUGAGGCGAUCGAGGCAAAUGCAGAUUUCGCGCAGAGGGUGGAGAUCAACUACGAGAACAACUUUCUGAAGUGGUGGCUACUGCAGAUGUUCCGGUACAACUUGCGGGCGGGAAAGACGAAGGAGGAGCAAGGGAACUACUUCAUGGUACGAAGGGGUGUGAGCGAUGUGAUGAAAGAGGCUAUUGGAAUGUUGAAUGACAAGGUGGGAUAUGUCUACUUGGUCGAUCAGGAGUGCAGGAUACGAUGGGCUGGCAGUGCUGAGGCGGAGCCUGCUGAGAGGGAAAGUAUGGUCAAGGGGCUGUGGAGACUGGCGCAGGAGGCGAGGGCUUCAAAGGAGAAGUUGUCAACCCAGCGGCGUGUUGAGGAUGUUUCCGAGGUUGCAGAGGAGCCGAAGGCAGCGGACGCAAUGGGGUGA
Molecule: messenger RNA, 1101 nt
Organism: Fulvia fulva
Lineage: Eukaryota; Fungi; Ascomycota; Dothideomycetes; Mycosphaerellales; Mycosphaerellaceae
Product: Mitochondrial ATPase complex subunit ATP10
Exons: 1
Coding region: 1-1101 (366 amino acids)
Biological process (GO): mitochondrial proton-transporting ATP synthase complex assembly
Cellular component (GO): mitochondrial inner membrane
Source: RefSeq, a predicted model, not a curated record